This is a messenger RNA of Arvicola amphibius (Eurasian water vole), 2162 nucleotides long. RefSeq names its product succinate-CoA ligase ADP-forming subunit beta (gene Sucla2). NCBI's taxonomy places the organism in Eukaryota, Metazoa, Chordata, Mammalia, Rodentia, Cricetidae. Bases 65 to 1456 code for a protein of 463 amino acids. The record is from RefSeq and is a predicted model, not a curated record. The transcript is spliced from 11 exons. Gene Ontology annotation, molecular function: succinate-CoA ligase (ADP-forming) activity; ATP binding; metal ion binding. Gene Ontology annotation, biological process: tricarboxylic acid cycle; succinyl-CoA metabolic process. Gene Ontology annotation, cellular component: succinate-CoA ligase complex; mitochondrion.
GGCUGCGGCGGGCGUCUUCGUUUGUGCGCCUGCGCGCUGCCGAGGGGACGGGUCGGACUCAGCAAUGGCGGCAUCCAUGUUCUACGGCCGGCAGUUGGCCGCGGCCGCCCUGAGGAGCCACCGGCCGCAGACUACGCUGCGGGCCGCCGCCCAGGUUCUGGGAAAUUCUGGAUUGUUUAACAAGCAUGGACUCCAAAUGCAGCAGCAGCAACAAAGGAAUCUCUCACUGCAUGAAUACUUGAGUAUGGAUUUAUUGCGGGAAGCUGGAGUCUGUGUUCCCAAAGGCUUCGUGGCAAAGUCAGCAGAUGAAGUUUAUGCAAUCGCCAAAAAAUUAGGGUCAAAGGAUGUUGUGAUAAAGGCACAGGUUUUAGCUGGCGGCAGAGGAAAAGGAACGUUUACAAGUGGCCUCAAAGGAGGAGUGAAGAUAGUCUACUCUCCAGAAGAAGCAAAAGCUGUUUCCUCCCAGAUGAUUGGGAAAAAAUUGAUCACCAAGCAGACGGGAGCGAAGGGCAGAAUAUGCAAUCAAGUUUUGGUGUGUGAGCGGAAAUAUCCAAGGAGAGAAUGUUACUUUGCAAUAACAAUGGAGCGGUCAUUUCAAGGCCCUGUAUUGAUAGGAAGUGCACAAGGUGGCGUUAACAUUGAAGAUGUGGCUGCUGAGAAUCCUGACGCCAUUAUUAAAGAACCUGUUGAUAUAGUAGAAGGCAUCAGAAAGGAACAAGCUGUGGCACUUGCACAGAAGAUGGGAUUUCCGGAUAAUGUUGUGGAUUCUGCAGCAGAAAACAUGGUCAAGCUGUAUAACUUUUUUCUGAAGUAUGAUGCGACGAUGGUGGAAGUAAACCCAAUGGUGGAAGACGCCGAUGGACAGGUGUUAUGUAUGGACGCAAAGAUCAAUUUUGAUUCAAAUUCAGCAUAUCGCCAAAAGAAGAUCUUUGAUCUCCAGGACUGGACCCAGGAAGACGAAAGGGACAAACAGGCAGCUAAGGCAGAUCUUAACUACAUUGGCCUGGAUGGGAACAUAGGCUGCCUAGUAAAUGGUGCUGGGUUGGCUAUGGCCACAAUGGAUAUAAUAAAGCUACAUGGAGGGAUUCCAGCCAACUUCCUUGAUGUUGGUGGAGGUGCCACAGUCCAGCAAGUAACAGAAGCAUUUAAGCUUAUCACUUCAGAUAAAAAGGUGCAGGCUAUUCUGGUCAACAUUUUUGGAGGAAUUAUGAGAUGUGAUGUUAUUGCAAAAGGAAUAGUUAUGGCAGUUAAAGAUUUAGAAAUCAGAAUACCUGUUGUGGUACGGUUACAAGGUACACAAGUUGAUGAUGCGAAGGUACUAAUAGCAGACAGUGGACUUAAAAUUCUUGCUUGUGAUGAUUUGGAUGAAGCUGCUAAAAUGGUUGUGAAGCUCUCUGAAAUUGUGACCUUAGCUAAAGAGGCCCACGUGGAUGUGAAGUUUCAGUUGCCAAUCUGAGUGAGAACUUGGAGGCUGGCUGCCGGUGUUAAUGUGCUGUAGCUCUUUAUUAUACUGUGGUCUCUGCUAUUGUCCCUUUCCUUUUCAGUGUGUGGGGAAUGUCAUCGCCCAUGGAGCGCCUCACGAACCUUUGAAAGCGUUUUGUCUAUGUUUGAGUCUGCUGCUCAGAAUGGACUGUUUAUAUAAAGAAUGUAUGAUGCAAAUUGCUGGUUUCUUUUGUUUCAGCCAUCUUUUUUGCUUCCUCUACUGAACAUCACUAGCAGUAUGCCUGUUUUCUGUUGUUAGAUACAAAGUUCUUCAUUGCUAAGAAUCCUAUAAAUAAAAUAACUAACUACAAAGAUGCUUUAUUCUUUAGUAUGAAAAUAUAUCUAAUAACUGCCUCAUUAGAACAGUGGUGUGUGAAAACAAUGUUUUAUAUAAGAAAUAUUUAUCUUCAGCAUCAAUAUCUUAAAUGUAUCAAUCAUUAUUUAUACACAGAACUUUGAAGCACUCCUCAGAAUAUCUUCUAAGUGUUUUAGAGAAGUAAGUUGUUGAUUAUUUGAACUUCGUUUUAAUCAUUACAGGACGAAGAUAACUGCAAGUCUUCAUGUUUCUGCAGGUAAAAACACCUGCAGGGUUAUCAACCUAAAUCUUAAGACAUAUAUAAAGAACUUGGUGGGCAAAAUUAAGAUUGCCAAUUUAAGUUAAUAAAAGUUUCCCAAUGUAA